AUGAGUGAGGAUCCUUCCUUUGUCACUCUGACCCUUCAACAGCGCAUCGCGGCAUUGAAUGCUGCCCAUAUUGGUCGAAUUCCUGGAGAACCGCCCCGACCCUCGUCUCACCCUCCUCCUCCUGUCCCUUCCAGGCGUCCCCUGAUAGUCAAACAACACACCAUCAACAACCCGCCAGAACAGGUCAAUGGGUCAAUCACCGACUCCAGACCAGGUAAUCUGCCUGCUCCUCCACCUCAGCCUCCGGCGAGAAAACAGCCUCCGCCGCUGCCCUGUCGAAAUCCCCCGUUUGAAGAACAGAGGAGGGCCUCGGUAGCGUCGACCAACUCCAGUGGUACAAAUGACACAUCCAAUACGUCCUCUUCAAAGGCCACAACCACCACCGCUCGCACCAAGUCUACUGACUCGGGCAGCCGAAUCAAAGCACCUGCAUGGGGCGAGUGCGAAUUGCCUGCCCUUCCUCCCCGGAAUGGUAACCCACAUAUUGCCACCAAAAAACAUUCGGAGGACCGCCCCAAAUAUGUCAAUCGAGCUCUCUCGAGCACGACAGUUAUCACCCCAGCUACGUCUGUGGAAGCUAGACCUACUCCGCCUCCGCGACCGUCCCUUCCCCCAAGACUGCCUUCGCGCAAACACGAGGCUGAACACUCGGAGCACGCCGGAGAGACUCCGCCAAGGAAGAUGCCCCCUGUGCCCUCGGUCGAGUCAAUAGAAAAAGCGAAGAAAGCUGCUUUCUUCUACCAUACUCCAAAAGAGCAACCAUAUCACCAGGAAUCUGUCGCAGUCAUGGAGCCAGUCCAACUGCCGCUGAGGGAACCUGUGCCACUGCCCUUACGAGAGCAUGUAAUACCAUUGCUACGGAGAGAGAAUGUACCUUUCCCGUCGGGAGAGGAUAUGACUGGCCAUUUGAGAGAUACUCAGUCAGCUCCGCCGCCAGUUCCUAAAUCCUCUCGACCAGAUCUUUCAGCCAUCCAGGCGACUAAGCCCAAAUUUUCUAUAAACACAACCUCGGUAAACGGUGGUCUAUCGGCUGCGGCCAGUGUCUGUCUAGUCUGCCGGGACUUCUCUGGCCCUGAUCACCAAGCCACUCUUUUCCCCAGAACUCAGGUGACCUCGUUACAAACGUUGGCCCAUCAAUUGACUUCUCCAUUUCCGUCACCCACGGACAAAGCACGAGCCAUCUUUACUUGGCUACAUCACAACAUUGCCUACGAUGUUGUGAGCUUCUUCAACAACAACGUAAGAGGCUCCACGCCACAGUCAACUUUACAGAGUGGACUGGCGGUUUGUGAAGGCUAUGCUGCCCUUUUUACGAACCUAGCUACCUACGCUGGCCUAGAAUCUGUCGUCAUCUCAGGCCACGGCAAAGGCUACGGAUUCAAUCCCAUCCCGCCAGGAGCUCCCCUUCCGCCAUAUAAUGCCGGCCACGCAUGGAACGCUGUCAAGAUCGACAACGAAGAGUGGAAACUCAUCGACACAUGCUGGGGAGCAGGUUAUGUUCAAGGCGCAGGUCGCCCUUACAUAGCUAAAUUUAACCCGGAUUUCUUCACCAUGUCGAACGAAGAAUUCGCAGUCAAGCAUUUCCCAGGCAAUGAGGAUCUGUUCUUCCUCCGUGAAGGGCGGCGCUUGAGCUGGGAGGAGUAUAUCGUGGUUGACCCUGCGUCCUGGCCUGACAUGGUUGAAGGCCCCACGAUUUUCACGAACGCAAAAGAAGAUUAUUCUAUUGGCGAAAAGACGGUGUACCCGCGAGCAAGGAAAAUCAACGUUCGACAACCUGAUAGCGUUCGAUUCCAAUUCGGUCUCAGAUGUGCGCACUGGACGCUGGACAGACAUACGCGGAAAGGACCACCCCCUGUAUUCGUUGUCUCGGUCAAUGGAGUUGAUGGUCGAGAUAAAGAUCUUGUCCCCGUGGAAUACUAUCCCGGAGCCAUGGGACAGGGUGGUGACAUGUGGGUGGUGGAUAUCCCGGCUCGCCAGCUAGGGGCACCAGGGCAGACCAUCACGCUGUUCGCAGUUACGACUUUCGGGAAUAGGCAAGAUGCUAGAGGUCUUAGCGUCGUGGAGUUUCGCGAGGGCAAGGGACGAGUUGGGAUGGGAUUUACUGGCGUCGCGGCUUGGGAUUUGGUUUGA
Cladophialophora psammophila CBS 110553 is the source of this 2130-nucleotide messenger RNA. RefSeq lists its product as uncharacterized. The record is from RefSeq and is a predicted model, not a curated record. NCBI's taxonomy places the organism in Eukaryota, Fungi, Ascomycota, Eurotiomycetes, Chaetothyriales, Herpotrichiellaceae. The transcript has a single exon. Bases 1 to 2130 code for a protein of 709 amino acids.